UGAGCCGCAGAGCACGCACCCCGCGAGUGCGCUUGCGCGGAGCCGUGGCCCCGCCGCUCCCGCCGGGGGCUCGUAGCUGAGCCGGGCCAUGGGGGAGGCCGAGGUGGGCGGCGGGGGCGCGGCGGGCGACAAGGGGCCGGGGGAGGCGGCCACCAGCCCCGCCGAGGAGACGGUGGUGUGGAGCCCCGAGGUGGAGGUGUGCCUCUUCCACGCCAUGCUGGGCCACAAGCCCGUCGGUGUGAACCGGCACUUCCACAUGAUCUGUAUCAGGGACAAGUUCAGCCAGAACAUCGGCAGGCAGGUGCCGUCCAAGGUCAUCUGGGACCACCUGAGCACCAUGUAUGACAUGCAGGCGCUGCACGAGUCUGAGAUUCUUCCAUUCCCGAAUCCAGAAAGGAACUUCGUCCUCCCGGAAGAAAUCAUUCAAGAAGUCCGCGAAGGAAAAGUGACCAUUGAAGAGGAAAUGAAGGAGGAAAUGAAGGAAGACAUGGACCCCCACAAUGGAGCCGAUGAUGACCGAAACCCGUCACUGGCUGCAGUCGGAAGUCUGUCCAUGUGCUUGGCUCACGUGAUCCAGGGUAGGUGCAGCUCUUGGCAGGUGUGGAGUGUGACGUGACUGACGAGGCCCUCAGAUGGAGAGCAAACGAGGCACAGCUGCGCCUCCUUCCCGCUGGAUGUCUGCGUGUGCCCGGGGCUGUGCCUGCUGUGCACAGCAGAAGUCCACCAAGUGAUGGAGAGGCCAGCCGGCGCACCGACAGGACAGUUUCCUGCCCACCCAGCAGCCUUCCCACCAUCUGGGAGCAGGAAGUCAGAACUCGCUGCAGCCCGUCCAGGACCCUGUGCUGAGAGGCCGCCCAGCAUCAGUUUGGAGGCUGGCCUGUGCCAGACCCAUUUCUUCAGGCCCUUGAAGACAUGGCUGGCACGCUGCCUCCCAGCAGGCCAACAGUGCUUGGUGCCGAGUGUCUUGUGCCAGAGUCUGCUGACUCUGAGCGGCUGCUCUCAGCAUCCACGCAGCAGAGCCUGCACUCCAAGGCGUGGGGGCCCAUGGGUGUGUCCGCACCUGCCGCCUGGAGCAGGGAUCUAGACAGAACCCAGGUGGUCGGAGGCUGCCCUUCGCCACACCCUCCUGCCACUGCCUUUUCCCUGUGAUGAAGUCUGCACAGCACACGCUGCGCUCACCCAGCUAUCCUUGCAGCAGAGCAGGCAACAACUCUUCAUGGGAAGAGAGCAGAGGUCUGCCUUCUAGAGAGUUCUAGCACACAUGCAGGGAGAUAGGCCCCUGCCCCUUGGCCUCCCUCACUGCCAGUGUCCAACCCCCUCAGUACCCACUCUGCCAGGUCCGGAGUUGUGAUGCACAGAAAAACCUGGGUGGCACUCGGCACGGGAGGGGCUCCCUUCACUGGGUUUCCUGGGAAACUCCCAUCUGGAACAGUGUCUUCAGGGACCUCAGAAUUUGCUGGAAAAGCCUAGUCAUUAAACCUGCCUUGUUUCAAUUAA
This is a messenger RNA of Myotis myotis, 1497 nucleotides long. RefSeq names its product MRG domain binding protein (gene MRGBP). The record is from RefSeq and is a predicted model, not a curated record. NCBI's taxonomy places the organism in Eukaryota, Metazoa, Chordata, Mammalia, Chiroptera, Vespertilionidae. Gene Ontology annotation, cellular component: NuA4 histone acetyltransferase complex; nucleus. The transcript has 5 exons. Gene Ontology annotation, biological process: regulation of transcription by RNA polymerase II. The coding region runs from base 89 to 616 and encodes 175 amino acids.